This is a messenger RNA of Acromyrmex echinatior (Panamanian leafcutter ant), 1073 nucleotides long. RefSeq names its product ras-like protein 1 (gene Ras85D). Gene Ontology annotation, cellular component: membrane. The record is from RefSeq and is a predicted model, not a curated record. Lineage: Eukaryota; Metazoa; Arthropoda; Insecta; Hymenoptera; Formicidae. Gene Ontology annotation, biological process: signal transduction. Gene Ontology annotation, molecular function: GTPase activity; GTP binding.
GUGACUAAUACGAUACGCGACCAUACGCGAUUAACGUGGAUACUACGGAGAGGAGGAACGUUUCGAACGGCCCGUUUCGUGCAACGCGUGAAAUGAGCAUUCCUUGAGUCGCACAGACAAUCCAAGAAGUGAUCAGAGAGAAAUAAUACAAAUCAUAAGCUGUGUUAAGAAAUUACAUUAUGACGGAAUAUAAGCUCGUGGUAGUUGGAGCUGGAGGUGUUGGAAAGUCUGCUUUAACCAUCCAACUCAUACAGAAUCAUUUUGUCGACGAGUAUGAUCCAACGAUUGAAGACUCAUAUCGAAAACAAGUGGUGAUCGAUGGUGAAACGUGCCUUCUCGAUAUAUUAGACACAGCUGGACAAGAAGAAUAUAGUGCAAUGAGAGAUCAGUAUAUGAGAACAGGAGAAGGAUUCUUGUUAGUGUUUGCCGUAAAUUCGGCUAAAAGUUUUGAGGACAUUGGUACAUAUAGGGAACAAAUAAAACGAGUAAAAGAUGCGGAAGAAGUACCAAUGGUCUUAGUGGGAAAUAAAUGUGAUCUUCAACAGUCUUGGGCGGUAAACAUGACUCAAGCGAGAGAGGUCGCGCGACAGUAUGGUGUGCCAUUUGUAGAAACUUCCGCGAAAACGAGAAUGGGUGUAGAUGAUGCAUUUUAUACUUUGGUCAGAGAAAUACGAAAAGAUAAAGAACGUACAGGUAAACCACCUGGCAGUAGUGGGCACAAGAAACGUCGAUGCUUUAUUUUAUAAGUCUUUGGAUAACACCAAUAUACUUUUACUCGAUUACUACGUAAAAAUAGGAGAUAUGAAAAGCCUUACAUUAUGUUCACAGCACAAAUAUUUACAGCUUAUCCUAUAAAAUAUUGUAAUGAAUUGCAAGCACAAUUUUUUCUAUACAUUGAGAGAGAAGAACAAAUUACCUAAUAGUACGUUUUUACUAAUGGGCUUAUGUUGCAUAUAAGAAUGUUUACAUUUGGCAGCUUGCCAUGCAAUUCCAUUACUGAAGCGUCUUAACCCUUGAUUGAAUAAAAGAAUAGUAUUGAUUUUUUUAAUUACAUAUAUUUAAUGUUGGCACAA